CUGGUUUCACCUGGGUAUUCUACCAAAAGAUUCUGCUUUGGAGUUAAACAAACAUUUAAUCUCUAUGAGUCUAAUUGAUGUAUUUAAUAUCACCCAGUCAAGAAUUCCAGUGGAGGCCAACAAUUAUAUAUUUAGAGCUUGUCAAUUUCAGGGACUUCCGUUUCCCCUCAAUUUCGCUCAAGUAUUUUCAAAUGUCAGAAGCAUCGUGAACCAAGGAGCGCACUUUGUCGAAAGCUGAUUAGACUAGAAUUGAAUAAUAUAUAAGAUCGUUUUGUUCAGAUUGGAUUGAAUUUUUUUCCAAAAUUGAUAUUGCCGCUAUGUAAAGGAAUCAUUGUUAGAUAAGAGAUAGCAAAUAUCCUUCUUUUGGACCAUUGAGGGAUAGAAAAUACGACGUUUACCCAUCGUAGCUUAUUGUGUAGUCGUUAGGUGGACAACGAUAAAUGGUAUUUCCUAUUUCAAAAAUUGUUAGAUUUGUUAGAGGAGGGUAGAAAAUCAACACAUCAAAUCAAUUAAAUACUAGAUAAUACACCAUGGACGCUUCGGAAUUCCGCAAACGAGGUCGGGAGAUGGUGGACUAUAUUGCAGACUAUAUGGAGACAAUUGAUAAGAGACGAGUAACCCCUGAUGUACAGCCUGGGUAUCUUAGGAAGAUGUUGGACUCAAGGGCGCCUAAGAAGGGAGAGGAAUGGGAGCAGAUAAUAAAAGAUGUUGAGAAAACUAUCAUGCCAGGGGUGACACAUUGGCAGCACCCCAGGUUCCACGCUUACUUCCCAGCCGGCAACUCUUACCCCUCAAUUCUCGGAGACAUGCUCUCCGAUGCCAUAGGAUGUGUCGGCUUCUCUUGGGCUGCAAGUCCUGCGUGUACAGAGUUGGAGACCAUAGUUCUGGACUGGCUUGGCAAGAUGAUCGGUUUACCACAGAUUUUUAUGCAUGAUAGCGGCCUUGGCGGCGGAGUAAUACAAGGCUCUGCGAGUGAGUGUAUCCUCGUCACAGUACUUGCCGCAAGACACCAAGCAAUAAGGGAGCUGAAAAAUAGAUUUCCUUUCGUGGAAGAUGGAGUUCUUUUGUCUAAACUUGUGGGAUACUGCUCUAAAAUUGCACAUUCCUCUGUUGAGAAGGCAGGUAUGAUCGGUUUUGUAAAAAUGCGCUUUUUGGACGUGGAUGACAACUACUCGAUGCGUGGCUACACACUGGCAAAUGCCAUAGAGGAAGAUAGAAAAUUAGGUCUUAUUCCAUUUUACGUGUGCUGUACUCUUGGCACUACUGCGUGUUGUUCCUUUGACAAUCUAAAUGAAAUCGCUCACGUGACCGAACGUGAAAACAUCUACCUUCACGUAGACGCAGCAUACGCGGGCAGUGCCUUUAUCUGCCCUGAGUUUCAGCACUAUAUGAAAGGCAUAGAGUGUGUCAACUCGAUAAAUAUGAAUCCAAAUAAAUGGAUGUUGGUCAACUUCGAUGUGUCCGCUAUGUGGGUAAAAGACCGACAUGUCCUGACAUCAGCGCUUACAGUUGAUCCUCUCUACCUCCAACAUCACCAUUCAGACCAGGCCAUAGACUUCAGGCAUUGGGGUAUACCUUUAAGUAGACGAUUUCGGUCUCUGAAAUUGUGGUUCGUGAUACGAUCUUACGGUAUUGAGGGUCUUCAGAAGUACAUUAGGGAGCAUGUUCGUUUGGCAAAAAGGUUUGAAGCCCUUGUAAGAAAUGACAGCCGAUUUGAAGUAUUAGGAGCGGUUACAAUGGGACUGGUUUGCUUUAGAUUGAAGGGGAGAAACCACCUGAGUCAACGUUUGUUACGUGCAAUCAAUGAUUCGGGCAAGAUCCACAUGGUCCCUGCAAUGAUGAAUGACAAUUACAUCAUUCGGUUUGCUGUGUGUGCCCAGAACGCCAAUGAAGAUGACAUCACAUACGCUUGGGAAGUCAUUACAACCACAACUGAAGACGUCAUCGCCUCUGUGGACAUUGACAGUAACAAAGAACAAGAGGAGCUCUGUGAAAUCGAGGAUCUCCAGGUCGAGGAAGAUGAUGACGUGUUUUUCUACAAGAAAGAUAUCAGCUUCGAGACAGACCGGAACGCAAUUAGCUCCGCGAAGCUGAAACGCAAUCUUUUCAUGAAGAUGGUGUCCGAUCCAAAAUGUUACAAUCCCAAAGUGUGGCAUUCUUUGUGCCAAAACAAAAACAGACGCUUCCCUUCAAACAAUAGCAACGCUGCCACUAACCAGCCUCCCUUAUUUGAAGCAACACCGGAAUAAUAUUAGAAAAUAGGUUUGAAAGCAGUUCUACAACACAUGUUGUAGACGGUGUAACUUUAAACACAAUCGAGCAGUCAUGUUAAAAUGAAUUAGUCAUUUACAAUAUAUACAUAAUAUACUUUAUCAUGUACGUGAACGUGGGGACUGUCAAACUGCUGUUGCGGACGAAUCGGAAAUCUGUAAAAACUGUCUGGCACAUCGAAGCACAUCGAAUCUUGGUUUUAAAAACCGUGGUUUAUUCAGGGUAAACUAAAGCAAAAAUAACAUGACUAUAGAAGUGGACUUUACUCCAAAUACUUAUUUGAUGAAAACGUUGUAAAUUGUACAUUGACCUUCCAAAUACUUAUUUGAUGAAAACGUUGUAAAUUGUACGACAUUGACCUAAAGUGCACGUGUACAUGUCUGUAUGGCCUAAAAAUAGUGCUUAAAUCAAAGGUGAAGGCGACUAGUUUGAUAAAUCAAAGAUACUCUAUAAUAUAGUAUUUAUUAAGCUAAUAAAUAAUAUAAUGACAUAUUUAACAGCGGUGAUGCCUUUCUAGAGUUAUACAAAACAAACCGGUGUCCCAAAUCUGAAUCAUCCUUUAGCAUUUUGAUACAGAUUCAAGAAUUAGAAGGAACAGAUAGACCUGAAAACAAUCAGAAUUUUUAAAAAUCAUGUCAAUGUCCCUACAGACCUACAUGUAAUUUUAUUUUUUGAAGAAGGAUAGAGGUAUCUGAUCAAAUAUAACGAAAAGAAGAUUAGAAAGCUCCAAAUACAUAUACACCAUAAUUAAAAGUGGGAUGACCCACUUUGUUUCGUUACAGAUAGCCUUAAUUAUGUUAGCGCUCAAAUGUUCCUGACUUAAAAAAUCAUAACUGUUGCACAAAGAAUCAUGAGAGCUGAAUUAUUGUAAAAUUGUGACAAAAUACCAAGUAAAAGUC
Molecule: messenger RNA, 3170 nt
Organism: Owenia fusiformis
Lineage: Eukaryota; Metazoa; Annelida; Polychaeta; Sabellida; Oweniidae
Source: the annotation of a GenBank genome assembly